Brachypodium distachyon (stiff brome) is the source of this 375-nucleotide messenger RNA. Its product is annotated as ubiquitin-like. Gene Ontology annotation, biological process: protein ubiquitination; modification-dependent protein catabolic process. The record is from RefSeq and is a predicted model, not a curated record. Gene Ontology annotation, cellular component: nucleus; cytoplasm. The transcript has a single exon. Gene Ontology annotation, molecular function: protein tag activity; ubiquitin protein ligase binding. Lineage: Eukaryota; Viridiplantae; Streptophyta; Magnoliopsida; Poales; Poaceae. Bases 1 to 375 code for a protein of 124 amino acids.
AUGCUGGACAAAGACGACGGGCGCUCCCUGGAGGAGCACGGCGUGAAGGAGGAGAGCACGCUGCACCUGGCCGUGACCUGGCCCAUCGACAUCUUCGUCAGGGGGCCCCGCGGGGCGGUCCUUUACCUCAGAGAUCUGGAGCUCUCGGACACCGUCUGGACCGUCAAGGAGAAGAUUUCUGACAAGGAUGGCGUCCCGCCGGCCCUGCUCCGGGUUGUUUAUGGCGGGAAGCAGCUGGAGGACGGCAGCACCCUGGCGGACUGCAAUGUGAGGAACCACACGACGGUCCAUGCGGUCCUUCGCCUCGGUGGCCGCUGCCUAAUCAUCGCGGAUGAGCGUGCGAGUAGGAAGGAGACAACAUGGUACUGCGAGUAG